UCUCUUGCUGUCCUUCUGCAUGCAGCUGCAACCACGCCAAAAACAUAUCAAUCGAUCUAACAACCAUGGCGAAGCCUGAAAGCAGGUCGUGCGUGGCCUGGUUUCUAGUACUUGCAAUGGGCUUCACGGCCAUAGUUUCGUCGGAGGCGUACGUUUUCUACGCCGGCGACCAUGACGGAUGGGUCGUCGAUCCUGUCGAGAGCUACAACCACUGGGCCGAGCGCAAUCGGUUCCAGGUCGGAGACACCAUCGUGUUCAACCAUGGCGAGAGCGCGGACAAGGUGGUGCUGCUGGUGAACGAGCCGGACUUCGACACGUGCAACACGCGCAACCCUGUCCGCCGGCUCGACGACCGGGGCGGCCGCUCGGAGUUCCGUUUCGACCGGCCAGGCCCCUUCUUCUUCAUCAGCGGUGACGAGGACCGGUGCCAGAAGGGCAAGAAGCUGUACAUCGUCGUGAUGGCGGUUCGGCCGCAUGCGAAGGCGCCGGCCAUGGCACCGGUGGCUCCCGGGCCGAUGUGGGCGUCGGCGCCGGAGAUCGCUCAGGGCCCCGGUGACGAUGGUGUGUCGCGCACCUCGCAGCAGGCGCCACCGCCAACGGCAGGCGCGACGAGGUUGGUUCUGGGUGGAGUCGUCUUUGGCGCUGCUGCUGCUGUUGGGAUUCUUGGCGCUUUCGUGCUCUGAAAUACCGUGGAGAUCGGAGAGGACACUCGGACCUAUGUACUCCCGUUUUAUUCUCGUAUCAAUAGGGUAGUUCUUCGUGUGAUAUAGGCCCGUGGGACUGUAUGGGAGUAGUGCACAAAAUAAAA
This is a messenger RNA of Brachypodium distachyon (stiff brome), 808 nucleotides long. Its product is annotated as early nodulin-like protein 1. Gene Ontology annotation, cellular component: plasma membrane. Gene Ontology annotation, molecular function: electron transfer activity. The record is from RefSeq and is a predicted model, not a curated record. Bases 66 to 683 code for a protein of 205 amino acids. The transcript has 2 exons. NCBI's taxonomy places the organism in Eukaryota, Viridiplantae, Streptophyta, Magnoliopsida, Poales, Poaceae.